AUGACUGUUGCAGUAGACAACUCAUUUCGUGGCUGGUCCUCGAAUACCAACACCGGAGCUAUGUGUCUGGAGGACAAGUAUGAGAUCAUCAAAGAUAUUGGUGAUGGCAGCUUCGGAAGUGUCGUCCUUGCAAGGACAAGGAGCGCUGGCGCUCACCUUGUGCGAAGAAACACUUUGGUUGCCGUGAAGACCAUGAAGAAGACUUUUGAAUCCUUCUCACAAUGUAUGGACCUCAGAGAGGUCAUCUUCCUCAAGUCGAUACCAGCGCACCCUCAUCUUGUGCCGGCUUAUGACAUAUUCCUGGACCCCCUCAGCAAGAAGCUGCACAUUGCCAUGGAGAACAUGGAUGGCAACCUCUACCAGCUAAUGAAGACACGGGACCACAAGCCCUUCGAUGGCACUGUUGUCAAAAGCAUCUUGUUCCAGAUCCUCGGCGGCCUGGAGCACAUUCAUGAACACGGCUUCUUCCACCGCGACAUCAAACCCGAAAACAUCCUUGUCUCCUCCUCAGCACCCGACACACAAAGCGCUUUCAAGCGAUACUCGUCGUUAGUGACACCUCCGUCGACACCUCCCACUUACACCAUUAAGCUUGCCGACUUCGGACUGGCAAGAGAAACUCACUCCAUGGUUCCCUACACAACAUACGUCUCGACUAGAUGGUACCGUGCACCCGAAGUACUCCUAAGAGCUGGCCAGUACUCUGCGCCUGUGGAUAUCUGGGCGUUCGGUGCCAUGGCCGUUGAAAUUGCAACACUGAAGCCUCUCUUCCCCGGCGGCAACGAAGUCGACCAGGUUUGGAGAGUCUGUGAGAUCAUGGGAAGCCCCGGUCUUUGGGUCAACAAGCAUGGUCAAAAGCUGGGAGGUGGAGAAUGGAAAGAUGGCGUCCGCCUAGCUGGCAAGCUCGGAUUCUCUUUCCCCAAGAUGGCUCCUCAUCCUAUGGAGACUAUUCUCCAAGCACCUCAAUGGUCCGCAAGCUUCGCAAAGUUUAUCACCUGGUGUCUGAUGUGGGAUCCUACCGUCCGACCUACCUCGACACAAGCCCUCCAACACGAGUACUUUGCUGAUGCUGUCGAUCCUGUGAGACCCAAGUCGUCAAACACUGCCAAACUUCUUCGCAGCAAAAGCUCUACCCUGAUCGGCCUCGAGAACUCGCCAGACUCUACUCAAGGCAGUAUCUCGCUCAAGAAGUCGUCGUGGUUCAGGAAAUCCGUUAGCACUACAGACUUCACACCGCGUACAGAGCACGCUUCUCAAGCGCCCACAUCCAAUCCUUCGCCCAUCAACGCUAAAGGCGCCGAAGGCACUGGUUCGAUCAAACUCCGCCCUCCGUUCGCUAAGAGAGCAACGUGGAACAGUGCCGUACCAAUACCUAUCCUGCCAUCUAUCAAGCCAGUCUCGCCGAUACACGAUGCUGUGACCGCCGCCGCCGCCAAGUCUGAAGCCACCGAGAAGAAAAAGAUCUCAAGGCAGCUAUCUGUCAACUCCCACGGCAAUCACUAUGCAGAGUAUCACCGUCAGGAAGCCGAGAAAGCUCUCAAUGGCCUGAGCGGUCUUGCUUCACCCACUGGAAGCAUCAGAGAAAGCUUCUUCUCUCACCUGCGCAAACGAGCUCGAAGAUUCUCCGGUCGCAACCAAAUUCCAGGAUCGCCAGGACCCGAGGAGCCCGAACCAACAAGCGUGGGAUGUGCACCAUGGGCAUCAAGCAACCGAUCAUCACUGUCAGCUGAGCCCCCUGCUCGCGACUCUACCGCCGAUACAGGGUUUUCGGAACUUGACAAGGCCUUGGAAAGCGUUCGCUCUAGCCUUGACGCUCGCGCGUCAAACGCGCCUGCCAGACAAGUCCAGCGCAUGUCAAGCACGCCCAUUCUGAAGCGUCACCAUUCGCUGUCCACAGUAAAUGAUGGACGCACCUCGCCUGCACUUUCCGUCAACGCACAAACUACUAGCAGAACGCGGCGAUCAGUCAGGCAAUCGCUAAACCCUCGUCAAACAUACGAAACCCCCGAUGAAGAGGAGGAGUUACUUGACGAGGCAUUGACCAACGCGCGUCGGGCAGCAAGACGACUCGAGAAGCCCACCCCAGCCAAGCCGUCCUCGGAUAAAGAAAACACCAGACCUCCAAUCGCGCACGUGACAUCAGAUCCCGGCUAUAUGUCUGCCUACUUGACACCGUCACCUUCGAAGGACAACAACCUAGGUUUUGGCCAAACGGACAUGACCCCUACUAAGUCCAUGGUCAUCACACCACGAAGACAGCGCGACAGUCUGAAUCCUCAAUGGCCUACACCACCCUAUGACGAUUACGAGUGGGCUUCAUCAGCCGCAGCAUCCAUCCUUGCUGUGCAUUCGGGGAACAAACUCAAGUGA
Aureobasidium namibiae CBS 147.97 is the source of this 2370-nucleotide messenger RNA. RefSeq names its product Pkinase-domain-containing protein. Gene Ontology annotation, molecular function: ATP binding; protein serine/threonine kinase activity. Gene Ontology annotation, biological process: intracellular signal transduction; protein phosphorylation. The transcript has 2 exons. Bases 1 to 2370 code for a protein of 789 amino acids. Gene Ontology annotation, cellular component: cytoplasm; nucleus. NCBI's taxonomy places the organism in Eukaryota, Fungi, Ascomycota, Dothideomycetes, Dothideales, Saccotheciaceae. The record is from RefSeq and is a predicted model, not a curated record.